UUUGGGGAGUAAUGGGACCUAAUGCCCAAAUAUGACGUUAUUUUCUUGCAUCAGCCUGGUGGUCCAGCCGGGGAUAUAAAAACCAUUCCUGACUCAGGGAGCUUCCAGCGGGUCCUGUUGGCUUCUCCUCGGUGAACUGAGUCCAGCCCAGCCGCAAGAUGUCCUGCGAGAAAACCGUGUGCGCCGAGCCCUGCCCCGACCCGCGGGCCGCCGCCUGCAACGAGCCCUGCGUGGUGGCCUGUCCCGACUCGCGGGUCAUCAUCUUCCCGCCACCCGUGGUCGUCACCUUCCCGGGGCCCAUCCUCACCACGUACCCGCAGGAGACCGUGGUGGGCUCCACCGAGUCGGCCGAGCUGGCCGGGGCGCUGGAGGCGGGCGUGCCCAUCGGGACGGGCCAGAAGGGCCUGGAGUGCCUGGAGACCUGCUGCGUGCCGCAGUUCGUGGCCAAGUGUGACCCCCCGUGUGUCACCCAGUGUGCCCCGCCCUGUGUCACUCCGUGCGCUGUCCCGUGUGCCACCAAAUGUGCCCCGCCCUGUGCCCCGCCUUGUCCCCCACCCUGUCCCCCGCCCUGUCCCCCGCCCUGUGCCCCGCCUUGUGCCCCACCUUGUGCCCCGCCCUGUCCUCCGCCCUGUCCCCCACCCUGUCCCCCUCCCUGUGCCACCAAGUGCGCCACCAAGUGCGCCCCGCCGUGCCCCGCGCCGUGCCCCGCGCCCUGCGCCACCAAGUGCGUGACCAAGUGUGUCCCCACCUGCACCACGCCCUGUGCCACGCCCUGCGCCACGCCCUGUGCCACGCCCUGUGCCACCAAGUGCGUCCCUGAGCGCUCCUACACCUUCUCCACCCGCUGGAAGCACCCGUGCCAGAGGGGGCUCUGCAAGAAGAUCUGAGCGGUUUUUGAGGGAAAGAACCACGGAAAGGAACGAGGGAAGAAGCGAAGGAAUACGGAAUGUGACCCGAAGGCUGCCGGAGAGGGAAGCGCCGCUGGAAACCAGGACCCUGCGUUUUAAGUCUACGAUAGAGCUUUAGUUUAGUUCAGGCUUUUCUUUCUUCUUGGGGCUUGGCCUCUUCUGUCUGUGCUUUGGACUUUCUCUGCCCAGUUUGACACCGAGCGUGGAUCGGAGCCGAGGGAUUUGGGGAAUGGUAGGGAUUGGAAGGUCUCAGCAAGUGUGAGGGGAGGGUGUGUCAGGCUGGAAGGGGUCAGGCUAAAGCGGGUGAUUGCAAUUUUGGGUGAUUUUGGGUGAUUUUGGGUGAUUUUGGGUGAUUUUGGGCUUUUCUCGGAGUCGGCUCCUCUUUGUCUGCAUUAUUCUCUCUUCAAAUGUUCGACUCCACUUUGCAUUCCCAUUAAAAUGCUGCUGCAUCAAA
Messenger RNA from Haemorhous mexicanus (house finch), 1362 nucleotides. RefSeq names its product keratin-associated protein 10-7-like. The coding region runs from base 159 to 887 and encodes 242 amino acids. Lineage: Eukaryota; Metazoa; Chordata; Aves; Passeriformes; Fringillidae. Gene Ontology annotation, molecular function: structural constituent of cytoskeleton. Gene Ontology annotation, cellular component: intermediate filament. The record is from RefSeq and is a predicted model, not a curated record. The transcript is spliced from 2 exons.